Molecule: messenger RNA, 435 nt
Organism: Nerophis lumbriciformis (worm pipefish)
Lineage: Eukaryota; Metazoa; Chordata; Actinopteri; Syngnathiformes; Syngnathidae
Source: RefSeq, a predicted model, not a curated record
AUGUGGAAAGUUCUGCUUUUGGCAGUGUGUUUGCUGGCGAACGAAGUUCAUACCAUGGACAGCCCAGUGUAUGGUGUCAAGCUUUGUGGUCGGGAAUUCAUCCGAGCAGUCAUCUUCACUUGUGGUGGCUCAAGAUGGAGACGAUCGCUUCGGACUUCAGCAGAAGACCCAUUCAACUCCCAUCAAGAGUCUUCAGAGGAAUUGAAUCACAAUCCUGUGAUGGAGAGUAUACUCCACAGAAAUAGAGAUCUGGAUUUCAUAUCAAGUGAAAACCAAGACAGAAUCUUCAGUCGGCCAACUCGUUCUUUCAUCACUGAAGAGAUUCUUGAAGCCCUGCGAAAAGCAGAUCGUAAGGGUCGGGACGUGGUUUUGGGUCUUUCCAAUGCAUGCUGCAAGUGGGGCUGCAGCAAGAGUGAGAUUAGUUCUCUUUGCUGA